Gopherus evgoodei (Goodes thornscrub tortoise) is the source of this 1273-nucleotide messenger RNA. It is a transcript of the gene C13H22orf39, whose product is annotated as chromosome 13 C22orf39 homolog. The record is from RefSeq and is a predicted model, not a curated record. Lineage: Eukaryota; Metazoa; Chordata; Testudines; Testudinidae. The coding region runs from base 262 to 579 and encodes 105 amino acids. The transcript has 3 exons.
GACAGCGGGGGGAGGAGUCCGCUCCUGGGCCAGGCCAUCCCCCGCCGUCUCUAAGCGGCCUAGCUGGGCGCGGUGGCCUGCAGCGGGGUCACGGGACUCCUGCUAAUACCGUCCCCGGGCGCCUGACCUCCUCCAUGCGUGCUGCCAGCCCCCUCCUGCGAGGGCAGGAGCCUUACCCCAGCGUGCAGAGGCUGCAAGAACAGGGCCCUGCGCUCUGGCUACUGGCUCAGGUGUUCCGAGCAGUAGGAAACUCCCUGUUGCAUGUUUCAGGAUGAAGCUGAUAAGCCUCCACGAACAUGCGAGGAUUAUUGGUCUGAAUGGAAACACUGUAAGGGCAUCCGUAAUUUAUUCCAUAACUAUUAUACGUAUGGAGAAGCUCCCUCCUGUGAACAGUGGAAAAUAGACUAUGGCAAUUGCAGAAAGUGGGAAAAAAGCAAAAGUCCAGAUGCUAAGGAAUCCCUAUGCAAGAGUGAAAGAGCCCGGAUUCUGGAAAAACAGAAGUAUGAUCCAGUGUGGCAGCUGAGGAAAAGCCCACCAAGGGACUGGUACCUUCCUCUUGGUCAAGAUAAACCAAAGUAAUGAGACUACCUACCAUAUUUAGCCCUCAUAUACCAGAAGAUGUGAGGCCAAUGCUAUUUUUCUGCCAUGUGAUGCUGAUACAAGACUGUAGCCUCUAAAGGAGAGAGACAUCUCAUCUUAUACUUCUGCUCACAGCAGUCCCUCACCUCAUUAAUGCCUAUUUUGGAGUACAUUUAAUGGUGUUUAAGAAAUGUCUUACUGAGAUGUAAAUAUUUAAAAAGGAUAGUUCAGGUGCUCAGUUUAAUUCUUGUCUGCUACAGUCCUCUGCCUUUCCCAUUCAUCCAGACAAGGACAAUGCCUGUUGCUUUGAAGCAGCACACAUUCAUGUAGCCUGGCUGCUCUUGCUAUUAGAGCCCACCCCUCACUUCCUUCACAUGGGCUAAGCAUGCUGCCAUUUAUGGCAUGCCCAAGACCACAUUAGCCAGAGGAGGAAUUAAAAAAACAAGCUAGCCCUCUCCAUUUGCAAUAGAGAUUAGAGUCAUCAGGACCGCCCAAGCAGCUGGUAUUUGAAAAAGAAAGUUUGUACAGAUAGCACUCUGUUAAGGAUGACAGUAGUGCAUGGGGCAGCAAACAGAAAAUAAACUUGACCUAUACCAGCUGUUUGUCCCUGCAAAAUUAUUCUCAGGCUGUUUUUGUUCUUAAAUAUGUUUGUGAAAGCUUUAAAAGUUAUCACAAAAAUAAGGACUUCAGUGAC